AUGUCCUUUGUUUACCAAUCCCGAAUCAGGGUCUUGCUUCCUCUGUUCGUGACUACAUUCUUCCUCACGGCGCAGGCGGCUGUUCCUGAAUCCACCUAUGUCGGCCUCGGUACCUCUCGAGAUACGGACGAUAAUGUCACCGUCGCCAUCAAUGUGCCCUCCGACAGCACCGACUCUCUCUUCUUCUACUUCUCUGCUCCCGCCGGUCAAGAAUGGGCUGCCUUUGGCUUGGGCGGUCAGAUGGACGGGGCGUUGAUGUUCGUCACAUAUGCCAAUGACGAUGGAAACAAUAUCACCCUCAGCCCGCGUCUCGGCACGGGCCAUGUCGAGCCGAAGUAUACUUCAGACGUCAAAGUCGAUGUCUUGAACGGGAGUGGCAUCAUUGACGGCACGUUUGUCGUCAACGCCAAAUGUACCGGUUGCCGCUCCUGGAAUGGCGGUAGUAUCGAUAUCAACAGCGAGGAUCAAGAUAUGAUUUGGGCCGUAGGCCCUGUUGGAGAUAUGAACUCGAAUGAUGUCUCGGCCACGAUUGUCCAGCACCAAGGAUACGCUUCGUUCGAGCUCAAUCUCAAGAAGGCCACUGGCACUGGCGGUGUCCCCGUCCCCUCAGCCGACGAAGUUGAUUAUACAAGGCCGGGCGACGGUGGACUUUCUCGAGGCGGUGUCGCUUUCCAUGCAUUUCUCAUGGUUGCUGCAUAUUUGGUCGUCUUUCCCACCGGAUAUUUGGUUCUGCGUUUCUUCGAAAAAGUCUGGCUCCACUGGGGUGUUCAGUCCUUUGCUUUCCUCAUGGUCGUCAUUGGCACGGGUGUGGGAAUUGCCGUCAGCAAAAGGGACAACCUCAAUCCCAGUUUGGACUCCGUCCAUCAAAUCCUCGGUCUUGUGGUAACCGGGCUCGUCCUCCUCACCUGGACGGUCGGCUUCAUUGGCCAUCGCAUCUAUAAAAAAACCGGCGCCCCUGCCAAAAUCAUGAAAGGUCAUCGUGUCCUCGGCCCAAGCACCAUCGCUUUCGGUCUCAUCAACAGUUUCAUCGGAUUCAACUUUGCCGAUAACAACCGCCGGGGGAUGAUCCUCCUCGCCAUCGCCAUCGUCUUGAUGCUCACUUUUAUCGGAACCGUUCUCUUUUUCAAACGUCGCCGACAAGUGCGAAAAGGACCAUUGAAUACCCCUGCUGCGGCUAAUUUCCGUGAGGGUCAAAUGGAACCCGGAUACGCUGAUCGGCAGCACCCGCAAUCUCUGCCUUUGUAUGGACAAGGCGGAAUUCCUCUGCAAAAUUAUGCCAAUACCCCGCCGGUCUACCGCUAG
This is a messenger RNA of Rhinocladiella mackenziei CBS 650.93, 1302 nucleotides long. RefSeq lists its product as uncharacterized. NCBI's taxonomy places the organism in Eukaryota, Fungi, Ascomycota, Eurotiomycetes, Chaetothyriales, Herpotrichiellaceae. The transcript has 2 exons. The record is from RefSeq and is a predicted model, not a curated record. Bases 1 to 1302 code for a protein of 433 amino acids.